Uloborus diversus is the source of this 2694-nucleotide messenger RNA. RefSeq names its product chorion peroxidase-like. Gene Ontology annotation, molecular function: peroxidase activity; heme binding. Lineage: Eukaryota; Metazoa; Arthropoda; Arachnida; Araneae; Uloboridae. The coding region runs from base 207 to 2588 and encodes 793 amino acids. Gene Ontology annotation, biological process: response to oxidative stress. The transcript is spliced from 17 exons. The record is from RefSeq and is a predicted model, not a curated record.
UAUUAGAAUUUAGAGUUCCAAAGCACUUGCAUCGGAAGGCGCAAUGUUUACCUUACAAAACCUACAGAACCACUUGUUUGUUGCAUAUUAGAAAAACAGUGUAAUUUAUUUUGGGCAUCUGUUGGCGUUUUUAUGUUAAAAGAAAUGUCACUCAAACUUCUUGCAUUCUGCCGAUUUGCGAUAGAAAGAAUGAGCCAACCUAUUAAAUGAUGAUCUGCAAGACAUUAUUGUUGCUUUUGAUUUAUUUUCUGGCAUUAGGAUCGUCUGAUGUUCAUAAUUUUAGAAGACCAAAACGACAUCAUGAGACAGAAGAAACACCCGUGGUGUUCCCUUUUAUUCCAGAGAUCCCAGAGAACAAAUGUGUUACGUACAACGGCGGGGAAGGAAUGUGCAGGUCUGCAGGCCUCUGUGUUUUUCGAUUCGAGAGCACUCGAGACCAGGAAGCAUCCGUGUGCAAGAUGGACAGUGGUGAAAUAGGGACGUGCUGCCCCGGAAAGCCACCACCAUCCAGAGCAACAGGUCCCAUUUUCCCGGAAAGUCCAGACGCAAUGCCUGAUAUUUCUUCCUCUGAUCUGGACUUUGCUGGGCUAGAAGGACGAUCUAUGGUGCAGCGAAUCGAGCAGCUGGAAUUCGAACUUCAACGAAGAGGACUAACCGUGAAGAAAGGAAGUCCUGAAUACUUCUUGGAAGCGCAGUUUGAUGGGGAUAGAAGAAAGGUCUGGGAACUAGGAAAAGGCGGGCUUACUGGUGUUGAAGCUACUUUGAAAUUAGUUAAAGCCUUUCGAUUGACUUCUGCACAAAGGCGUGACGGUCUUCGUCGGUUCAGUCUGAUGAACACAGUCAUUGGAGACACCUGUCCCAAGUCACCACCCUGUCCCACCACCAAGUACAGGACUUCGGACGGGACAUGCAACAACCUCAAACAUCCGGAGUGGGGCAGCGCUUUCCAGCCAUAUGCCAGAUUAUUGCCACCAAGAUACGCUGAUGGUAUCAAUGAACCACGUUCCUCUUACGAUGAUGGACCUCUGCCAAGCGCUAGAGAAGUAUCUAUUCGGAUAAGUUCUGGAGAAGAUAGACCAAGUCGGGAAGUUACGGUUGCCUUUACAGUUUGGUCUCAGUUCUUGGCAUAUGACCUCGCAUUGACUGGAGUGACACAAGCUGAAAACGGUGACGGAAUAUUGUGUUGCCACCCACAAAUAGAGAAAAACCGCGACAGGCUUCUUCAUCCUGCUUGCAUGCCCAUUCUCGUGCCUGACAACGAUCCAUAUCGAAAGAAGCACGGGGUCAGGUGCAUGCAUUUCCUUCGGUCAGAAGCUGCUCCACGAUCUGAUUGUACGUUUGGUCCACGUGAGCAGUUGAAUCAAGUUACUGCAUUCAUCGAUGGGUCAGCUGUUUAUGGUUCUUCUGAAAAUAAAACGAGAUUCCUUAGAAGUUUUGAAGAUGGGAAGCUAAAAUGGUCUUUCACUGGUGGAAAAGAAAUGCUGCCGAGGAGUGAUCGCUUAUCAUGUUCAAGUGCAGAAACUUCGUGUUUUGUCUCAGGGGAUGUGCGAUGCAACCAGAAUGUCCUCCUUACUUCAUUCCACGGUUUGAUGCUUCGAGAACACAACAGACUGGCAGACAUAUUAUCAGCUCUGAAUCCUGGAUGGAACGACGAAAUUCUAUUCCACGAAGCCCGGAGAAUUCUGAGUGCAGAAAUACAGCAUAUUACGUUUACGGAGUUUUUACCUUUGCUUCUUGGUGAUUGUGUCAUGUCUUCUUAUGGACUGAAGCCGAAGUUGACUGGUUACAGUUUUGAUUACGAUUGUAACCUGAACCCUGCUGUGCUGAAUAGUUUCGCUGCUGCUGCAGGGAGAUUUGGACAUACUCUCGUUCAAGACGAGAUGGAGCUGUACUCGAAUCAAGGUAGCAGGAAAGACGCUCACUUCCACGCAGACUUCGACCCUUCUUUUAUGUACACCAGGGGGAGUUUCGAUGCUCUAGUACGGGGAAUGACUCGACAACCUGCCCAGACUUUUGACAGUAACGUCGCAGCGCAUCUGACAAAUGAAUUGUUCGGUGCCUCUGGCCAGGGAUUGGAUUUGAUUGCUCUGAACAUCCAACGGGGCCGGGACCACGGACUUCCCGGUUAUAACGAAUGGCGAGAAUAUUGCGGUCUUCCAAGAUUGCGUAACUUUGAGGAUUUGGCCACAGUCAUGGACCCAUUAGUUGUGCGGAAUUUCAGUCGUCUUUAUAGGAAUGUAGACGAUGUAGACCUUUUUCCAGCGGGUAUUGCCGAGAAUCCUCUUCCAGACGCCAUUUUGGGGCCGACUUUUGCAUGUAUCAUUGCUGAUCAGUUUCGGCGCCUGAAAUUGGGAGACAGGUUCUGGUACGAGAACGGAGGAAUGGAAUCCUCGUUUUCAGAACCGCAACUUCAGGAAAUUAGAAAAAUUACUUUGUCUCGUCUGCUGUGUGACAACACAGAUGUUGAAGCCAUGCAAAUGGUUGCAUUCGUACGUCCAGCUAAAUGGAAUCCAAGUGAAGAUUGCAAAACUGGUAAAAUUCCACGAAUGAGUAUGAAUCCUUGGCGGAAUGAACCAGUGUGGUCUUGAAAAGAACCUGCUGGUAAUCAGGAAGAUAUUGCUGAAUAUUUGUAUUGAUUCAGGAAAAAAAAAUCUUAAUUUAUUCUCACCUUUCUGCAAGAUCUUUUAUUUGACU